UUGGGUCUGCUUCAGCUCACUCAGUGACAACAUGGAACAACAAUUAACAGAUCUGUGCAACCACACUAAAAUAGUAGUAAUGGCUCAAGGAAGAGGAAGGAUUCUGAAGAUGCUGUUCCUGUUGAUACUCUGUCUGCAAGACUUCACUGGUCAAUGCCAAGUUUCAGGCCAGCCCUCUGACCUGAGGAUAGUUCUGCUGGGAAAGACUGGAGCAGGGAAGAGUGCAACAGGAAACACCAUCCUGGGGAGAGUAGUGUUUAACGUGGAGGCUUCUCCAGUGUCUGUGACUGCACAGAGUGAAAAACAGAGUGGAGUGAUGGAUGGUAGGAAGAUUGAUGUCAUCGACACCCCGGGACUCUAUGACACUAACAUGUCUCCAGAAGAGAUGACAAGUGAAAUAGUCAGGUGUGUAGAGGAGUCAGUCCCAGGACCUCAUGCCUUCCUGCUGGUGAUCAGACUGGGGAGGUUCACAGAGGAGGAGCAGAACACUGUGAAGUGGAUCCAGGAGAACUUUGGAGAAGAAGCCUCAAUGUACACCAUCUUGCUGUUCACACAUGGAGAUCAACUGAAGGGCAAAUCAGUGGAGGAGUUUUUGGCUGAGAGCAAAGAGCUACAGAAACUCAUCAAUAUCUGUGGGGGCAGAUAUCACUCCCUAAACAAUGACAAGAGAAGAGACAACACUCAGGUCCCAGAGCUGCUGAAGAAGAUAGAGGAGAUGGUGAAGAGGAAUGGAGGACAACACUACACCAACGAGAUGUACCAGGAGGCCCAGAGGAAGAUCAACGAGGAAAAGGAGAGGAAGAGACAGGAAGAGGAGAAGAUAAAGAGAGAGAGGAGACAGGAAGAGGAAGAAAGCAGAAGAAGAGAAGAGAAGAUUGACUGA
Molecule: messenger RNA, 883 nt
Organism: Coregonus clupeaformis (lake whitefish)
Lineage: Eukaryota; Metazoa; Chordata; Actinopteri; Salmoniformes; Salmonidae
Product: GTPase IMAP family member 4-like
Exons: 3
Coding region: 32-883 (283 amino acids)
Molecular function (GO): GTP binding
Source: RefSeq, a predicted model, not a curated record